Molecule: messenger RNA, 1881 nt
Organism: Pieris macdunnoughi
Lineage: Eukaryota; Metazoa; Arthropoda; Insecta; Lepidoptera; Pieridae
Source: the annotation of a GenBank genome assembly
AUGUAUACAGUUUUAAAUGUGAACCCAUUACUGAUGCCUAUUGGUCUGGACGAAAGUGUUAAAGCAUCCCAAUGCGUCUUAAAACUUUCUGCAAAAUAUUUUGUUGAAAAAAAAGCGCUUAGCGGUAGCAUCGUGAUUGUGGGAAUUAAUCCUCAAGCGUUCACCAAAAAGUUUCUCUUGCAAACCGUACACAACGGAAUAAAAUAUUCGAUAAUGGUUAAAACCCCGUAUUACCCACAUGCAAACGCUUCACACUUUCGUGAAAAGGCCAAAAAUUAUAUGAUGGUCUUAGAAAACCAACUGGAUCUGAAAAAUUAUCUUAAACUAUUGAGUAAACUACCUACUUGGAAUCCAUUUGCAAAGACUAUUGUUUUGUAUGAGAAACAAAAAAAUGAGUCGAGCGAAAACCUGGCUAAGUUGUUUAUUAACGAACUCCAUGCGAUGAAGUUGCUGAGAGUAAUUGUGCUCCUAUAUUCAGCGUUAGAUGACGAAAUUAUUUCUUACUCUUGGAAUCCAUAUAGCGAAACAAAUUGCGGUGGCAAAUGUGAAACAGUAUAUAUUUUAGACAGAUGUAAAGAUAAUCUAAUAAGUCAGAUAGAAGUUCAAAAGGAAAUGUUUCCAUUAGACUUGAGAGGAUGCCCUUUAUUAACAUAUGUCGUUAUCUCAGAGCCAUACGUGAUGCCUCCAGUGCGGAAACUAACAAGUGAAUUAUGGAACGACGCCUACGAAUUUCAAAAAGGCGUUGAGAUAAAUUUGGUGAAAAUCAUAAGCCAAUUUACGAAUAUGACACUGAUUACGCGUAUGUCGGAGAAUGAAGAAAAUUGGGGUGCCAUUUACUCGAACGGAACGGCGACGGGUGCCUUUGGUUUACUUAGAAACGAUUCAGUUGAUCUCGUUAUUGGUAAUAUUGAAGUCACGAGAACAAUUCGCAAAUGGUUUGAUCCUACAGUAAGUUACACUCAAGAUGAAAUGACUUGGUGCGUUCCUCGCGCCCGCCGAGCUGCUACGUGGGAUAACGUAGUUACAAUAUUUCAGUGGUCCACUUGGCUCGCUACAUUAAUAUGCCUAAUGAUCAUGAGUUUGCUGUUUCAUUUUAUGAACUACAAAGAAAAUGAGGGUAAAGUAUCUAAGUGGCCAACUAAUUUAAUUUUAAAAACAUUUGGCAUGCUGCUCGGUUGGAGCGUUAUGUUGGAUCCACGGUCGGCUACGUUUAGAAUUUUGAUGAUUGGCUGGCUUUGUUUCAGCUUAAACAUGGGGAUAUCUUACGAAGCUCUUUUGAGAAGUUUCCUAAUGCAUCCACGAUUUGAGAAGCAAAUUAGUAGCGAGGCGGAUCUCAUUCAAUCUGGCAUUCCUCUGGGGGGCAGAGAGAUUUACCGUUCCUAUUUUGAGACUAAUAACGCGAGCUCGUUUUAUUUGUAUCACAAAUAUAACUCGACAUCGUUCUCGGAGGGGGUACGGCAGGCAGCUUACGAAAGGAAUUUUGCGGUGGUUUCUUCGCGAAGACAAGCUAUGUAUAAGGAUCACAUUUUAGGGAGAGGAGAGUCAUUGAUUUACUGUUUUGCUGAAAGCGAUAACCUUUAUAAGUACGGUGUUGCACUUUUAGCUCGGAAUUGGUAUCCUUUGUUGGACCGAUUCAAUAAUAUAAUACGAAGUGUUUCUGAGAAUGGCUUGAUAGAAAAAUGGAGCGAAGAGUUGUUUAACCGUCCGAAAGGCGCUGAAAGGACCAGUAUUGUACCGCUGGGUAUGCAACAUUUACUUGGAGCUUUCUUGCUACUAGGAGUGCUAGAUCUAAUUUGCAUCAUUGUGUUUAUUGGAGAAUUAGUAUAUUCUUGUACGCAGAAGAGAACGUUUUCAUUGUACUCUGAUUACAAAAAAUGGUAA